AUGACCGAUGAUCAGAAAGGCAAAAUUUGUGAUGAAAAAGACGUAACUGUGAUAGGAUAUGAGGCAAAACCAGUUGAAAUGGUUCGACCUGAAAUGGUGGAUAUGGCACGACGUUUCAUGAUGAUACCAAAGAUUCGGGAAACACCUUUAUUGCAACAAAAACAAUUCCUACUUCAAAAGGGUGUGCGAGAAGAUGAAAUUAAUGAAGCAAUGAAAGGAUUACCAUUACAGCAAGAUAUUUGGAAUAUGAAUAAUACAGCAAUGGGACAUACGGUUACAUCUGGUCUUUCGUAUGAUUUAUCAACUAAAUCAUCAGGAGUUAAUACUUUGCUAUGCUUAACAAAAUAUGCAAUGAUUAUCACGGGUUUUUCAUAUGCUGGUUGGCAUUUGUUACGUUCAUACAUUUUGCCACGUUUUUUUAAUAUUCCGGAACCGACUGAUAAAAGGGUUCAUGUGAUCGAAGAAAAAAUGAAUGAAUUGCAAGGAAUGAUGCAAGAUGUAACCACCGAAUUGCUUCUAAAAUUGCAGACACUUAUUGAUAAACAAAAUAUUACGGAUCGUAUUUUAUUUCAAAGCAGUGGUAAUUCAUCACAACUUGAUGAUAUACAGAAAGGUAUUGAGAAAAUCAGCGCAAUACUUGUAAGCAAGGAACAACUGCCAUCGAUUCGAACAUUACCUAGAAAGCGUACUGCAAUAACUUCUCGUAUAUUUCUACGAACUGAGGAUCCAAGCGGAUCUGCUCAUUCAUAUAAUGGACAUUCGGAGGAGAAAUCGGCACAAGCAGAGGAAUUUGAUGACAAAAAUGGACACUCGGGGGGAAAAUCAACACCAGUAGAGGAACUUGAUGACAGUACUCAAGCAGAAAAAAAUGAUUCUAACUAUGAUUCGUAG
Molecule: messenger RNA, 891 nt
Organism: Brugia malayi
Lineage: Eukaryota; Metazoa; Nematoda; Chromadorea; Rhabditida; Onchocercidae
Gene: Bma-prx-14
Product: peroxisomal membrane anchor protein, putative
Exons: 5
Coding region: 1-891 (296 amino acids)
Biological process (GO): protein import into peroxisome matrix, docking
Cellular component (GO): peroxisomal importomer complex; peroxisomal membrane
Molecular function (GO): signaling receptor binding
Source: RefSeq, a predicted model, not a curated record